UUGCCCUGAGUUGCUUGGUUCUGUCAGUGUUCAGCCACCGUGAGGGUAACACACCUUCACUACUGCUCGUGAUUGCCUCAGUGUUCUGUUAGGUUCAGAGGCUACAACAACUGACCGCACCUCUUGGACUCUACAACGUGCCUACGUCGAGACAUGGCAGCGCGCCUGGUGUUGCUGAGCUGCAUAGCAGCGCUGGCUACAGCAGGGGAUAGCAAAGGCUCGUACCCCGUUGGUCCGCAACCUCAUAAUUUCCUCGGGGCUGGAGGGUAUGACCCUUUCGGUGCUCAAGUGGCCCCUCUGCAUGCUUACCACGGACCACAAUUUGACCAAGGACCGUACCAGCCAAUUUAUGGGGCCGGUGGUUAUGGCGGUUUAGGAUACGGCGGAGGAUAUGCCGCAGGAUACGGAUACGGUCAACAGCCCCAAAUUCUGUACGUGAAAACAGUAAGAGGCGGCGGUGGAGGAGGCAAAGGAAAAGGAGGACUAGGCGGUGGGAAAGGAGGACUAGGCGGUGGUAAAGGAGGCGGCGGUAAAGGCAAGGGUGGGGAUUACUAUUACGAUGACUACGGUUUGGACUACGGAGGAUACGACUACGGGUACGACUACGAUUAUGGUGGCAAAGGAAAGGGAGGAGGAAAGGGCGGCGGCGGAUUAUUCGGCCGGAUGGAGAAAGGCAUCAAGUCCGUGGGACAAUUUUUCUCCGACUACAUGUCCUACAACUCCUACGACGACUACGGCGGUGACGGCUACGCCAGCGCACCCACCGUAAUCCAAGCUGCUCCAAUUACGGCUCGCCACGCGCUGGGUUACGGCGGCCUUGGAGGAUCUUACGGCGGCGCUUAUGGCGGCCUUGGAGGAUCUUACGGCGGUGCAUAUGCUCUCGCAUCUAGUGGAACUUACGGAGGCGCUUACGGCCUCGGAAGUGGACUCGGCAUCGGUAGCAGUUACGGACUUGGCAGCUACGGUCUUGGAAAGGGUAUCGGUGUCGGCAGCAGUUACGGUCUUGGAAGUGGUCUUGGUGUCGGCAGCAGUUACGGUCUUGGAAGUGGUCUUGGUGUCGGCAGCAGUUACGGUCUUGGAAGUGGUCUCGGAAUCGGCAGCAGUUACGGUCUUGGAAGUGGUCUCGGAAUCGGCAGCAGUUAUGGCCUCGGAGGAUACGGAAGCAACGUGGCGGUAGCUCGGCCCAUCGUGGCAGCAGCGUACGGCAGCGCGCCCUACAGAUUAGCGCGACCUAUCGUGGCCACACAAGCGGCCGCCCCUGUCGCGCCUGUCGCCCCUGUAGCUGCGGCGCCCGUCUCCAAAGGGUACGGCAUUCCUCCGCAGGUUGUUGUGUCCCUGGGCAAUGACUACGACUACGACUACUACGACGAGGGCCUUGGCAGCAAGAUGUCCAAGGGACUCAAGUCAGGCAUGGACACCAUCAAGGGUGGCUUCGAUAAGGCCUUCAAAGGAGUAGCCGGAUACUUCUACGACGAUGAAGCUGCGGGAGUUCAAAACGACCCCAUCGUGGUCGUCCAGAAUCCACUCUACAUGAACAAGGCUAAGGGCUACCAAGUACCUUACGGUCCUGUUCCCGGUUACGGUCUGCCGGGAUCUUUCAGCGGUCUAGCAUCCAGUUACGGUAGUGGUUUCCGCGGUGGCUACGGAUCUUUUGGAGGGGGAUACGGGCUAGGUCACGGUUUGUCUUCAGGUUACGGCCUUGGGUUUGGGGGACUUGGAGGCGGUGGACUUGUCGGUGGCUACGGUGGAGCUGGAUUAGGUGGGCUUGGCGGUGGCUACGGUGGAGCUGGAUUAGGUGGACUUGGUGGUGGCUUUGGAGGACUAGGACUAGGCCUCGGGAGCACUGGUAUUACUUCAGGAUAUGGAGGCGGUAGCAUUGUCGGCUCUGGCAUCAGUUCUGGAAUCGUCAGCAGUGGCAUUGGACAUGGUAAGGGACUUAGCAGCGGGUUCAGUAGUGGCCUCAGUAGUGGCUUCAGCAGCGGUCUAGGCAGUGGUUUCAGUAGUGGUUUCGGCAAGGGUAGUGGUUUCAGCUCUGGUUUCAGCAAAGGCGUCACCGGAGACUUCAGUAAAGGUUUUGAAAGUGGAUUCAGUCAUGGAAAGGGCUCUCUUGGCUCACCUCUAGGAGGUUCUUUCAAAUCUUCUGCCGCUGCCAUCAAAUCUCCGACUAGUUCUUACGGAGUGCCAGCAGUAUCGCACUCCGUAUCGUCUGUCAGUGUUGGUAAGCCGUCCAUCUCUUACGGACCACCGUCCAUUUCGUACGGAACGCCAUCUGUCUCAUACGGCGCCCCAGCGGUCAGCACAAGCGUUGUGCACAGUGGAGGCGACGUGUCCGUUGGACAUGGUGCCGCCCAGACUCACGUUAAAGGAGGUUUCGACAGCUUCACAAAAGGCCAGGACGGAAGCCUUGUUUCAUCUUAUUCAUCUCAUUAAUUGUGGAGUGCAUAUCAGCAUUGUUAAUUCAUUUUCAUAGCUUUUAAUGGCUUAGUCUUAAUAGAAGUUGCACGCCAUUUGAGGUAGGAGGGAGGACUCCAUCUAAAUUGAUUAAUGAAAAAAUAAUUUCUUUUGUUGUAAAUUUAGGUUUAUUUUUCUCCGGCUGUUUGUGCCAUAAAAAAAUUGCUUCAUCAAUGAAUUUCAAGUGGAGUAGAAAGGCUCAUCAAAAAUAAAUAAAUGAUAAUAAUGAGAAUAUUAAAAAAUUCAUUGAUUUUUGAUGAGUUGAUCAUAUAAUUUGCGUAAUCUUAGACCUAGAGAUUGAUUGUUAUUAGAUUUAUAGUGCAAAGCGUUGGAAAAAUAGUCCAUUGAAAAUUUUUCGCCCCUGUAUAUAUAAUAUAUCAGGUACUUUUCUUUCUACUUGAAAAAAAUUUCACUCUAAUCACCAACGUUUUGAUUUGGUUGUUGACAGCUUGCGUGGCGGUGCUAAGAGAGUUUUUACCAGUGGCACAGGUUUCUAGGUUUACGUAUCUAAUAAUGUUAUUUCAUUGAACAGUGCCGUUCAUGAUGUUAAGGUUAUUUCGAUUCGUGAAAUUCCCGUAAAUUUCAAAUCGAUUUAAUAACCGUUAAUAGUCAUUCAUUAUUUUACUUGUAAUCGAUUGCACGAAUUUAUAUUAUUAAUUAUCAUACCUUUUCAAAUCGCACAAACGCUAAAGCUGUACGCAGGUGGACAUUUUUCUGGACGACCCACAGAAGUUGUCGAUUCUUUACGAAAAAAAAUUCUCCGUAUAAGAACAUUUUUAUAUGCUUUUAUUCUCUAUUAAAUCAUUUAACAUAUAAGAAUUCCCAUCAAAAAAAUAAGUCAUGAAAUUACAUAAUAUUACGGUUGUAGUACCUUUUUGCCGCGCACGUAAGGAGAACAAUGACAAAGUUAACCAGUAUCACAAGGAGCAUUAACGAUUAAUUUAUUAAAUAUAACUGAUUUAAAUAGCUCAUGCUAUGCACCACCGGUUGUUCAUGCUGUUAAUUAGUCGUAUGCCGCAUUUUCACGGCAGAUAGGACCGAGCGAAACGGGCUUACUUUUAAUUAAUGUUGAUUUGCUGCACUCAAUUCAAUUCAGCUCCAUUUUUUUUGUUCCAAUGUAAGACAAUAUGAUUUUGAUCCAUUCAAAUUAUCUCAGAUUUUUAUUGACCAACUCUCUGAAGAAUUUAUUUUUGUGUUUUUGUUAAUGAUUAACAUAUUUUAUUGUUUCAUGUUGCGAUCGUCUAAAAGUUUCUGUUUGUUUUGUGGAAGAUUCUUAAGUGUCCUCGUCCUCUGAGUGUAUUAGAAAAGCUGUCAUUCCCGCAGGUUGUUUGUGAAUGUUGUUGUUUGUUAUAAGUUUAUAACUGUCAUGAAAUGUUAAAAGAAGUUUUUAUCU
Messenger RNA from Hyalella azteca, 3844 nucleotides. Its product is annotated as glycine-rich cell wall structural protein 1.8-like. The coding region runs from base 154 to 2430 and encodes 758 amino acids. The transcript has 5 exons. NCBI's taxonomy places the organism in Eukaryota, Metazoa, Arthropoda, Malacostraca, Amphipoda, Hyalellidae. The record is from RefSeq and is a predicted model, not a curated record.